UACAUUUACAUCCGGUGAAAGAUCUGUCUCGUUCUAUCUGUGCGUUUAAACUACCCAGCGUCAUAAAAAAAAACAGAAGAAGAAAAUUGACAACGUCAUUGAAAAAACAUGGCGGCGUCGUUAGUGCGUUUUGUUCGCGGAGGUUUUAGCAGGACUUUGAAUCUUGCCAAUCGAAGCCCAUGUCUCAUGCAAGUGAGAUCCGAGACUACUGAAACAAAACCCACUGUUAGACCCAAGGAUGCGGUCACCCAUAACCAACUUGCAGCUUUUGGAGAAUAUGUGGCUGAAAUGCUUCCUAAAUAUGUGCAGCAAGUUCAGGUGACGUGUUACAAUGAGUUGGAGGUGAUGAUCCAUCCUGACGGGGUCAUCCCUGUGUUGACCUUUCUGAGAGACCACAGCAACGCUCAGUUCCGAAACAUGAUUGACCUUACUGCAGUUGACAUUCCCACCCGCCAGAAUCGCUUUGAGAUUGUGUACAACCUGCUCUCCCUGCGCUACAACUCCCGGAUCCGUUUGAAGACCUACACCGACGAGCUCACCCCAGUAGACUCCUCUGUGUCUGUCCACAACGCAGCCAACUGGUACGAGAGGGAGGUGUGGGACAUGUAUGGAGUUUUCUUCGCCAACCACCCUGACCUGAGACGUAUUCUGACAGAUUAUGGGUUUGAGGGGCAUCCGUUUAGGAAGGACUUCCCACUGUCAGGAUUUGUGGAGGUGCGUUAUGAUGAUGAGGUGAAGCGCGUGGUGGCAGAGCCUGUGGAGCUCUCACAGGAGUUUCGUAAGUUUGACCUGAACAGUCCGUGGGAGGUGUUCCCAGCCCACCGUGAGGCCAAGGCACCUGAGCUGCCAGCUGGGGAUAAGCCAGCUGACAAGUAACCAUCUACCCCAGAGAUAAAAUCCCUGUAUUUAAUAUUUCCGUACUGUUGAUGGACUCGUGUCCCACUUGAGUCCACUCAAGUAUUUAUGUAAAUAAAAACAAAAGCUAAACCGUU
This is a messenger RNA of Oncorhynchus keta (chum salmon), 992 nucleotides long. RefSeq names its product NADH:ubiquinone oxidoreductase core subunit S3 (gene ndufs3). NCBI's taxonomy places the organism in Eukaryota, Metazoa, Chordata, Actinopteri, Salmoniformes, Salmonidae. The coding region runs from base 109 to 876 and encodes 255 amino acids. The record is from RefSeq and is a predicted model, not a curated record. Gene Ontology annotation, molecular function: NADH dehydrogenase (ubiquinone) activity. The transcript has 7 exons.